CUUCGCUUGCGCGCACGUGGAGGAAGGGCGAAGUUGAAGAGGGAGUAGGAGGUAGCAGCAGUAGCUAGCAGCAGUAGGAAGAAGAGGAGUAGGGUGUAGCAGCAGGUAGCAGCAGCAGUAGCUAGCAGCAGUAGGAGGAAGAGGAGUAGGGUGUAGCAGCAGGUAGCAGCAGCAGUAGCUAGCAGCAGUAGGAAGAAGAGGAGUAGGGUGUAGCAGCAGGUAGCAGCAGUAGCUAGCAGCAGUAGGAGGAAGAGGAGUAGGGUGUAGCAGCAGGUAGCAGCAGCAGUAGCUAGCAGCAGUAGGAGGAAGAGGAGUAGGGUGUAGCAGCAGGUAGCAGCAGUAGCUAGCAGCAGUAGGAGGAAGAGGAGUAGGGUGUAGCAGCAGGUAGCAGCAGCAGUAGGUAGCAGCAGUAGGAGGAAGAGGAGUAGGGUGUAGCAGCAGGUAGCAGCAGCAGUAGGUAGCAGCAGUAGGAGGAAGAGGAGUAGGGUGCAGGAGGAGGUAGCAGCAGUAGCUAGCUAGCAGUAGGAGUAGAGCAGCAGCGAAGAAGGAGAGAGUAUUAUUAUUUGGUUCUUUCGGUUAAGUCACGUCUAAAGAUAAAAUAAAAAAUUAAAUAAAAUUGUUUUUAUUUAAUUUAUUAUUUUAUCUUUAGACGUGACUUAACCGAAUAAUAAUUCCUGCAGUCACGAAAGUUCUAAAAUUAAGAAGGAGAGGAGUAGUAGUAGGAGCAGGUCUCUGUGGUAGCAAUGGCUUGGGCACUGCAGACACGCUCGCUUGCCCUGCGCAUGUCGUCGUGCCCCUGGGCACCGCUGCUGCUACAACAACGUGGCUCCUCCGUCUACCGGAGCAUCUACAGCUUGGACAAGCUGCACCCGCCAGGCGGGGCAGACGUUCAGGCGACGUUGAGCAGCGCCAAGGAGACGAGCGGAGAGACUCAUGAAUACGCCGGAGACAUUCCUGUUGAUCGUUUAAAAGUUUCCUACAGCCGGAGCAGCGGACCUGGAGGACAAAACGUGAACAAAGUGAACACCAAAGCCGAGGUUCGGUUCCACGUGGCGAACGCCGACUGGCUGCCGCAGGACAUCCGGGACAAGCUGCAGGAAAAGUACAAGCACCGCAUCGUGCGCUCCGGCGAGCUGAUCGUGACGUCGCAGGCGAGCCGCUACCAGAUGCGCAACCUGUCCGACUGCCUGCUCAAGCUGCGCCUGCUCAUCGGCGAGGCGGUCACCACCCUGGUGCACGAACGCCGGCAGGAGAGCCCCGAGGAAGCGGCCGUCCGACGCGGCAGGGUGGAAGCAAUGAACAGAGAGCGACUGAGACAAAAGAGGCUCCACUCGUCCGUCAAGAGCGAUCGGCGGGACCACGACGACUGAGCUUUCGGCGGAUCGAGGCUCACUGCCACAUUCGCCAAACGCCUCUCUCUCCCACAAAGCACCUUGAUUCAAGCGGUGGUGGGGAGCCCACAGAUUGGGUGAAGAUUUCAUUUCAUCCGGCACCGUGGCCGCAACACCAGGCCUUGACGACGAGGAAACGUCGGCUCGCGAAAGAAGAUAUUCAUCCUAGAUUUGAAGCUUUCGUGACUGCAAGGAUUCGUGUUUUUAGGUUUUUUCGGUAAAGUCACGUAGGUAAAAAAUUAAUAAAAGUAAAAUAAAAAUAAAAUAAAAAUCAUGACGUUUCGGAGGCAACACAAGCUUCCGUCUUCAGGUGGUACCCGAAACGUCGUGAUUUUUAUUUUACUUUUAUUAAUUUUAAAUUUUUACCUACGUAACUUUACCGAGAAAACCUAAGAAUAAGAUAUUCAUCCAUCGCUGCAAACGCCCUAGCCGCUCUAAUCGUGAACCGAUAGAGGAAUUCUUUCAACCUGGUUGUCAAUUUAUUUUAGUUUUCUUCUAAAAUUUGCGACAUGGCAGAGUAGCCCAAGUAGCCACUAGAGCAGUGGAUUAUUAACCUUUACUGCAGCCCAGAGGUCGCAACCGGGUACCCGAUACCCGUACCCUACCCGAUACCCGGCUACCCGUACCCGGCCGGGUAUGGGUACUCGUUUGCGACCCUGGUGCGGCCGGGUACGGGUAGGCCGUGAGUCACUGGUGAGUCACCGUUUGUCACUCAUUUCCCAACGUCUUGUCUCUUCUCACAAUUCAAGUUCCUAGAAUCAACCCACCCGCGCCUGCAACAUGGCUUCAUCCCAGAGGUCGCAAUCAGGUACCUGAUACCCGUACCCUACCCGUACGGGUACCUGUUUGCGACCCUGGUGCGGCCGGGUACGGGUAA
This is a messenger RNA of Lethenteron reissneri (Far Eastern brook lamprey), 2268 nucleotides long. RefSeq names its product large ribosomal subunit protein mL62-like. Gene Ontology annotation, molecular function: translation release factor activity, codon nonspecific; peptidyl-tRNA hydrolase activity. Gene Ontology annotation, cellular component: mitochondrial large ribosomal subunit. Lineage: Eukaryota; Metazoa; Chordata; Hyperoartia; Petromyzontiformes; Petromyzontidae. Gene Ontology annotation, biological process: mitochondrial translational termination. The record is from RefSeq and is a predicted model, not a curated record.